AUGAUUGUCCAGUACUACCACAAUCUCCAUUCCACGUUCGACCGUAUAUACCGUGCUCUGAAGCACGUGAUCACCGCCAACCAAUCGUACGACGGAGAUUUCUCAUCUGCGCUCCUAUUGGCUGAUGAACUCAGGGCAGUCGAACGUAGCGUGACGUCGCUAGCAGCAGAUGUGUCUGAGAUCAUCGCCACUCUCAGAAACAUCAUACCUAUCAGAGAAAGAACUAUCAUCACCUCGUCAUCAUCAUCAUCAGCACCAUCGGCAGCGCCGGAAGUAGCGUCAGCAACCACUUCCGGCCGAAAAGAAGUCAUUGCCGUUGUCAUUUGCGAUUAUUCCGUUAAAGAGGUAAAUCUUGCUAAAAACGAUCGGGUGACAAUCAUAGACCGCCCAUCCCUAAUCUUAUGGAAGGUCAAAACGUCACAAGGUCAUUACCUGGACGUGCCCUCCGCCCUUGUGGUCAUUGUCGGUUAUGAUGAUGAUCUCGUUAAAUCCGUUAAAAGUUUAUACGAAUUAUUCACUGAUUAUGUGGCGAGGUUGAAGACAACGAUGAUGGGGAAGAUGAUGAUGCUUCUCAGUCAUGUUUUCAAACCGCAAUAUAAUAAUUUGGAGACAAUCUUGAUUGAAAAUCUAAACCCGGAAACUAAAAUCCAUCUCUCCAACACAAUCAACGACAUCCAAUCAUCUCUCUGCAAAUUGGGUCGCACCGACCAAGUUAAGGACCUACCCGGGAUAAAUUAUGUUAAUGAGGAAGUGAAGCACGCCGAUAGGCUGAGAGAUGUCUUGGACAGAAUCAUGAAUGUUAAUUCCCUCUUGGAUCUGACCAAUCAGAGGUCAUAUGCUGUCACCGUAGAUCUUAAACAGCAGCAACAACAGCAGCUUCAGCAGCAACACUUCAAAAGAUUGCAUCAACUGGACGACCAAGCAUUCAUAUCGCACAUUCGAGAUCUUUCUAACUUCCUGUUUACAUUCGACAGCCAAUCAUCUCAGAGCUCAGCUACGGUCGUAGUUGUCUCCAACCAAUCAGAACAAAGGCACUCUUCCAGCUUCACAAAGGAUGUUCAAAAAACAGUUGUACUACCGACACCUAUUGAAGCUUCAACGACAGCCACAAUCACUUCAGUAGCAGCUGCCAUCGAUACUAGCUACACUUUUGAUUCAACUACUACCACAACGAAAGUAAUUACUAGCGUCGAUGACGUCACGAGCUCACGUGGUCUCUCAGCAGAUGAAAUCGACGUACUAACCAUCGCUUAUAAAAAUAAAACUUCAGACGCCACCGCUGCUCCUUCGCACCAAACACCCCAACGCAAAUCCUCGCGAUCGCUUUCGAGACAGAGGACUGAGACGUCCCCGAUCAAGACGUCAGAGACUGAACAUCUGUACGCUGCUCAAUGCGAGGAGGAUAAGAAGUUCGUCAUCAAGUCCGUCUUCGACUGCACCAGCGGGCUCGAAAUCUCGUUGAACGAAGCUCUGGAACGUCGAAUCGUAGACGCGGACGCGGGCACUUACUUGGUGGACGCCGACACCAUGAAGACCAUCCCAAUAGCUCAGGCCAUGUCGCAAAGUUUCAUCAAAGUCCAGUCGGCCAUCGUUAAAAAAUCUUCUGAGAGAAAACUUUCUGUCGGUCUCGUUACUGUUAAAACUUUGAAAGUUAUAAUAAAAAUUGAUGACGACGAGGAAGACGAUGGUGAGGACGAAGUGAUUGAGAAUGAUGACGUCAGCGGUGCGGUGAACGAAAGUGACAACGACUACCUCAUCAAAUGGGUCGUCGACACUAAAUCGAACUCAAAACUGAGCCCCAAGAAGGCCCUCUCACAAAAGGUCAUCGACCUACCGAAAGGAACUUUCACGGACACAGCCAACAACAAGGUCAUUAACCUGAAAGACGCCAUCGAUCAAAACUGGGUCAACCUGUCCCGCCAAAACAACAAACUUCCUCAAAAACCCGACAUCAUUCCAGCUGAAAUCUACGAAUCUGUGACGUAUGCAAUAAGGGGCGUAGUCGACCGACGUAGCGAGAAAGUUUACCCCUUUUUGGAGGCGUGUCGCGAGGGUUUGAUUGACAGAGAAACCGGGGUAUAUUAUGAUUUGUUGGAGAGGAAGAAAUAUUCCGUGGAGGAGGCUCUGAAAUCCGGAUACGUCAAGGGCGGAGUGGUGAAAAACUUGAGAGAUAUUAACAUCUGGGACGAAUUAUAG
This is a messenger RNA of Helobdella robusta, 2196 nucleotides long. RefSeq lists its product as hypothetical. The coding region runs from base 1 to 2196 and encodes 731 amino acids. Lineage: Eukaryota; Metazoa; Annelida; Clitellata; Rhynchobdellida; Glossiphoniidae. The record is from RefSeq and is a predicted model, not a curated record. The transcript is spliced from 6 exons. Gene Ontology annotation, cellular component: cytoskeleton.